This is a messenger RNA of Triticum turgidum subsp. durum (durum wheat), 1068 nucleotides long. The record is from the annotation of a GenBank genome assembly. NCBI's taxonomy places the organism in Eukaryota, Viridiplantae, Streptophyta, Magnoliopsida, Poales, Poaceae.
AUGAUUGAGUUAGGGAGUUCAAGUGGUGCUGCUAAUGGGGAAAGGAGGCUAUGGAAUAUUAUUUGGAAGGCUCGGGUCCCUCAGAAAAUCAGAAUUUUUGCAUGGCGUGCUGCGACACAAAGUUUGGCGGUUCAAGUUAACAGAGUUAAACACCACCAAACUACCAUUGGUCUGUGCUCGAUUUGUGGCGUAGAAGAUGAAUCUGUAUUUCAUGCACUGGUAAGCUGUCCUAAGGCUCGUGCGUUACGUCUGGCGGUAAGGGAGGUAUGGAAUUUACUAGAUGAAGUGGUUUUCAAUUUUACGGGGCCGAAUUGGUUACUUGUCUUAUUGGAUCAAGUAAGGCCGCCGGUGCAUGAGCAAAUUAUAUUCAUGUUUUGGAGGGCUUGGCAUCUGAGGAAUGAUUUGAUUUUUGGUAAGGGAAAGGAAAAAAUGUCCGACUCGGUGAGGUUCAUUCAGAAUUAUUGGACGUCCUUCUCGUCCUGUCAUCCCAAUGUCAAGAUGGAGAUUAGCAUCAAAGGUAAAGAGAGGGUGGAUGGCUUAAAUUUUACUAAUGAUAUGCGAAAGAAUCUUGUGACUUGGCAGGCUCCCGCUACGGAGAUCAUUAAGACUAAUGUUGAUGCAAGUUAUGUGGAGGCUUUAAGGGCUGCAAGUGUGGGCGUCGUGGCCAGGAACCAUACUGGAGAAGUUAUCAUAUCGUCCUGGGAUUAUAUUGGGGUGUGCAAUAGCGCGGAAGAAGCUGAACUGAGAGCGACCCUUGCGGGGCUAUACAUUGGUAUUACUCUCCACAAGGCCAUCAUUUUAGAAACGGAUUGUUCUUUUGUGGCUUCUUUCCUUCGAAAUGAUCUUCUAGACAGGUCUCCUCUGGUGGAUCUAAAGAUAGAAGCUUUGAAUUUAGCCAAAAUGAUGAUAAAUUGCAAGAUAUCCAAGAUUAACAGAACGGCUAAUAGGGUGGCGCACGAGAUUGCGAAGUUCAGCUUUGAUAAUAGGUCCGAUGGUGUGCUCCUUAAUAGUGUUCCGCCCUGCGUGGCUGAUUUUGUAACGGAUGAUUGUAUGAAUAUUUUAAGUUAA